CAAUAACAAAAUACACAUUGAAGAGGUGGUUUGCGGUACUUUUGCGUAUAUCUUCGAACAAAUUUGAGCGCUUGCAGCAUUUUAGCUACAAAGCGAAAAUUGUUUAUUCAAAUUUAUCAGUUCACUUCAAGAACACAGUCACAAUAAUUAUAUUCGAUGCACUGACAGCUCGAUAGAUGUCAAUCAUUGACCGUGAUCAUAUACAUAAUUUAAAUUGAAAAUUAAGAAAAAAACAAAAAAUUUUUUUGUUAUUAUUGUCCAUAAUUUUGUUGACGAUCAAAUGGAUAAUAGUGAACCAAUUGUAAUCGAUUCGGAUUCGGAAUCAGAAAAAUGGACAAAAUCGGAUAAAAAUCACAACAUUGACAAAAAUAUACCGUGUAUGGAAGUGUCAUCGUGUGUCCAAGCACAUUCCACUAUUGAAAAAUGCUCAGCUGACAACAAUGUACAGCAGAAUUCAAUUAUCACACAAAAAUCAGGAACAAUUCAGAUUGAUGAUUCAGAUGAUGAUGAACAGUAUGAUGAACGGGAGAAAGAAGAGAAGACGGGAAGUUCAAAUGAUUCCAGUGCCACAGUAAAUGUGGAAGAACCAACGGAACCUGUGGACCUCAUCAAUCCAAAACCCGAGCCCAUUUCAGCUCGCACCAGAUCGACUCGUCGGCCAAACAAUGUUUCUUACUGUGAAGAUGGACCGAGUACGUCACACGGCAUUUCGAACACGGAUCAAUCGUCAUCGUAUCGCAGUGAAUUCCCAAAAUCAACGACCAAACCAAAGUUUAAGGUGGAACCAUCGCGAAUUCCGAAAAACGACGACAAAAAAGUGUUUUGCAGCAACUAUUUGUAUAAAUCGUUCUGUUUUUUGUGCGGAUCUAGCGAUAAACAUUUGGCAGUUCAUUAUGCCCGAAAACAUCCAGACACUGAAGUGUUCAUUUCACGCCUUUCGCCUGCAAUGGCCGCCCGAAUUCGUAAGCAAGACGAAGAAUUCGUACAAAUCGAUGACCAAAUUCACGGUUUAUGUUUCUUCUGUGAAGAAUUGAUGACAAUGCAAAAAGAUUCAUGGAUGAAGCAUUUACUUAUUCACACCGGAGAACAAAACCCAUUCUAUUGUUCUGGUUGCAAAAAAUUGCAAAAAACCAAAGCCAAACACGACAAUUGUUCAAAAGAGAAAGUUACAAGCAUUUUCGACAUCAAUUCAUCUGCUGGUGAUCUGUGUGGUUUCAUAUGCAAUACGUGCAAUUAUCUACAAAUUCAAAGCGGCAAUUUGGACAACCAUAUUUUCAACGAGCACGAAUCAUACGAUGAAAAUAUUACCGAAGAAUUAUACUCGAAAGUUGUUUUGGUAAAGGUGCCAGCCCUUUAAUUAGAGUUUAACAAUGUCUCCGAAUUCUUCUUGUGAUUUAAUAGACUAGAUAGCUUCUAAUUGCAAUAUAAGAUUUAAAUGUCGAAAAUAAACGAUAAGAUAAUGUUAUAAAUUAAAUAAAACAUUUAAUUUUUCCUAA
Messenger RNA from Contarinia nasturtii (swede midge), 1496 nucleotides. RefSeq lists its product as uncharacterized. Bases 281 to 1357 code for a protein of 358 amino acids. NCBI's taxonomy places the organism in Eukaryota, Metazoa, Arthropoda, Insecta, Diptera, Cecidomyiidae. The record is from RefSeq and is a predicted model, not a curated record. The transcript has 3 exons.